Messenger RNA from Chlorocebus sabaeus (green monkey), 3501 nucleotides. The record is from RefSeq and is a predicted model, not a curated record. NCBI's taxonomy places the organism in Eukaryota, Metazoa, Chordata, Mammalia, Primates, Cercopithecidae.
UAAUCCUUAAUAACAGUUUGGUGUGUAUCCAAAAAAAACUUUUUUGUAGCAUUGUUCUCCAGAGUGUUUGAAGGAUUUCUUCUGAUAAAGUUUCUUUAGUCUUUAGCCAGAACUAGUCUUUGACCCACUUAGUCUACUGAUAAGCAGGAAAUAGCACUUUUCUCCCCCCCUUUGAAGCUAGAAAGGCAGGCCUAAAGUGAGUAGGAGCAUUCUGAGAAAUGGAAACUUAAAAAAGGCGGCAACCUUCUAGUUUCAUUCUCAGAAAUACCAAAGCAGUCAAUUUCCUGGGCUUGUUUUUCUGCAGAGAGCUCAGAUUUGAGAGCCAUUUCUAGCCUUUGAGGGUUACCACUGUCCUCAGCCAAACUGCAGGGACUCCUAAGUAUAUCAGAACUCCUGGAACUUUCUCAUCUUUUCAGCAUCUCAACCCUGUGGAAUCUUUUAAUUCGCAAGUGCCACCAGGACAUUUGCGAUGUACUCUGGAGUCCCUCUGGAAGGAGCUGUCCUCACGGCAUGAAGGAUUAGGGGAGUUAAUAAAUAAGCAAACACAACCUUUCUCCUGGGGAAUUGUGAUCCUCUCUAGAAGCUGGGCUGUGGACCUGAAUUUGCAGGAGAAGCCAGGAGUCAUCUGUGAUGCUCUGCUGAUAGCACAGAACAGCCCUGGCAGGGCCAGGACUACUGCACUUGCACUGCUCUUACUUGGAAGCAGAACCUGGUGAACGUGGGGGACUACACCGGGAAGGUGUGUGUCAGGGCCAAGGUCCUCUGUCUGAGUCCUGAGAGCAGCGCAGAGGCCUUGGAGGCUGCAGUGUCUCCAAUGGAUUACCCCGCGUCCUAUAGACUUGCAGGCACCCAGCACAUGGAAGCCCUGAUGCAGUCCCUCGUGAUUGUCUUGCUUGGCUUCAGGUCUCUCUUGAGUGACCAGCUCGGCUGUGAGGUUUUAAAUCUGCUCACAGCCCAGCAGUAUGAGAUAUUCUCCAGAAGCCUCCGCAAGAACAGAGAAUUGUUUAUCCACGGCUUACCUGGCUCAGGGAAGACCAUCAUGGCCAUGAAGAUCAUGGAGAAGAUCAGGAAUGUGUUUCACUGUGAGGCACACGGAAUUCUCUACGUUUGUGAAGGUCAGUCUCUGAGGAACUUCAUCAGUCCUUAGCAUCCAAGGAAUGGACCCAAGAUACUACGCCAUAUUCCCAGUGGGAGAUGACCACUGCCACCUGCCCGAGGGAAAGCCAUUCUUGGACAUAACUGGUAGGAUUUGCAGCUGACACAAAGCCUCCAACUUGGGACAACAUUCCUGAAGAGUAAAGCGGGAGACGCCCUGGCAUUGUUUUGGUUCAUUUUCUACGUCCCGGACUUCCCUUGGUCCAACUUAUUCCUUCAUAGAGGAAGGGGAAUGGGGUCUGCCCAGAACUAUUUCACCCCCCGACACAGUGGGAGCUCCCUGUUCCUGCCAGCUUAAGGAAAUGCCACUCACACACGGGGAUGUCUUUCUCCCUAGAGGUCUCUCCAUCAGACCCCACCCUGAGAAGUGGUCUCCCUGAGUGCGGUGUAAGAGAGCCCUUUUUCCCAUCACAGGGGUCCGGGAAGCCCAAGGAUGGAGGGACUCAUGCCUGCUGCUUCACCUCACCUGGUUCUCCUUUCCAAUGGGCCACCCAUGUCAGCAAGCCCCAGGAGUGACUCGCUUCAAGCUCCUCCUCCUGGGAAUGGAAGGACGAUGGAACAAAGCUCCUUGCAGAGGCUGACAAACAGUACAGAAAAUAACUUCUGCUUGGAAACUGCUUAACUGCUGGGAAAAUGAACAUCAGUAUUGAUUUAGACACAAAUUAUGCUGAGCUGGUUCUAAAUGUGGGAAGAGUCACUCUUGGAGAGAACAAUAGAAAAAAAAUGAAGGAUCGUCAACUGAGUAAACAGCAGAAUGAAAAUAUCUCACGAGCUGUGUGUGCUCUGCUGAAUUCUGGAGGGGGAGUGAUCAAGGCUGAAGUUGAGAAUGAAGACUAUAGUUAUAAAAAAGAUGGAAUAGGACUAGAUUUGGAAAAUUCUUUUAGUAAUAUGCUGCCAUUUGUUCCUAAUUUCCUGGACUUCAUGCAGAAUGGUAACUACUUUCACAUUUUUGUGAAAUCAUGGAGCCUGGACACCUCUAGUCUGCAGAUUGCCACGUUGAGCUCCAGUUUGUACAAGAGAGAUGUAACGUCUGCAAAAGUCAUGAAUGCUUCUGCUGCACUGGAGUUCCUCAAAGACAAGGAAAAAACUGGAGGGAGAGCAUAUUUAAGACCAGAAUUGCCCGCAAAGAGGGCCUGUGUUGAUGUACAAGAAGAAAGUAACAUGGAAGCCUUGGCUGCUGAUUUUUUUAACAGAACAGAACUUAAUUAUAAAGAAAAAUUGACCUUUACUGAAUCCACACACGUUGAAAUUAAAAACUUCUCAACAGAAAAGUUGUUACAACGAAUUAGAGAGAUUCUCCCUCAAUAUGUUUCUGCAUUUGCAAAUACCGAUGGAGGAUAUUUAUUCGUUGGUCUAAAUGAAGAUAAAGAAAUAAUUGGCUUUAAAUCAGAGAAGAGUUACCUUACUAAGUUAGAAGAAGUAACAAAAAAUUCCAUUGGGAAACUACCUGUGCAUCACUUCUGUAUGGAGAAGGGGACGAUAAAUUACUCAUGCAAAUUCCUUGGAGUAUAUGAUAAAGGAAGUCUUUGUGGAUAUGUGUAUGCACUCAGAGUGGAGCGCUUCUGCUGUGCAGUGUUUGCUAAAAAGCCUGAUUCCUGGCACGUGAAAGAUAACAGAGUGGAGCAGCUGACCGAGAAGGAAUGGAUCCAGUUCAUGGUGGAUUCAGAACGAGAACUGCCCUCUCCAGCGAGUACAUCAUCGCCUGUCUCCCAGAGUCGUCUUCUUCGUGAAUAUAUUAACUCCAAAAUUCAGCCACUGAGAUAUCACCUUCCAGGGCUAUCAGAAAAGAUAACUUGUACUCCAGAAACCCUCUGCAGAAAUCUGUUCUCACAACAUGAAGGACUUGAGCAAUUAAUAGGUGAAGAAAUGGGCUCUGUCAGUAAGGGCUCACUAAUUUUCUCUAGAAGCUGGUCUUUGGAUCUGGGCUUGCAAGAGAACCACAAAGUGCUCUGUGAUGCUCUUCUUAUUUCCCAGGACAAGCCUCCAGUCCUAUACACCUUCCACACGGUACAGGAUGAGGAGUUUAAAGGCUAUUCUACACAAACUGCCCAAACUUUAAAACAGAAACUGGCAAAAAUUGGUGGUUACACUGAAAAAGUGUGUGUCAUGACAAAGAUCUUCUACUUGAGUCCUGAAGGCAAGACAAGCUGCCAGUAUGAUUCAAACUUGCAGGUAAUUUACCCUGAAUCCUACUAUCGGACAACAACUCGAACAGUGAAAGACUUGGAAGAGGCUCUUUCAAAUAUCUUACCUAAGGAGAAUCAAAUCUUUUUGUUUGUUUGUUUGUUCAUUUUGUUUUUGUUUUUUGCUUUUUCUUAAGAUGAGUCUCAUUCUGUUGCCCAGACU